AUGUUAAUGGCGGAUAAGUGUAGUUGUGGCAAUGGCCAACCACAUAAGGAGAUUACUUGCCCCCCGGGUAACCUGAAAGAAGCAAUCGAUUGGAUUCUAAGGGUGACGAAUAAGGAUGAUAAGAAGAAUGGUGGUGGAGGUAAUGGUGAGAAGCUUGGAAGUGAGGUUGCGGGGUUACUACAGAAGGCUAAGGAUCAUAUAACGACCCUACUUAAAGAAGCUGAGAAGCUACCCGAAGAUGCUAAAAAAGCUGCCACUGAGAAACUCACAAAGGAUAAAAAUGUGCUUACUGAAGUAAAACAACAGUUGACCAGUUGUCAAUUGAUCACCGAAUUGGCCGAUAACUUGAAACAGUUUAUUGAUGGUAUUAAGAAUGGCGGUACAUACGAAUCAUCAUCUUAUAAAGACGCCACCUGGGAUAACCAAUGUAAUAAUAACGACCACAACACUUGCGCCUCUAUCCUCCUCGGCGCGCUCCCCGUAAUUUUUUCAGGGCUAAGUUAUUUGUAUUGGCAAUGUAAUAAAGGUAAUGGUCCUCCUGGUGGUGGUAAUAAUUGGUCCACUCAAUAUAUCCACGACACCAAUUUUUCCCUUGGCAUCUAUUUCGUCUGUUGUGGUUAUGACUUAACCAAACUCAAUCAGAAUAAAAAAGGUCAACAAGUUGGCGAAACUUGUUUCCAAGAAUUCACAAACGGUACUGCCAACGUCACCGGUGACUACUCGAAAUACAUCAACACAUUACUCGAAAACACCAGAAAAAAUGCCCCUGGCGAUGCCACGAAACACCCCCUCUCCAGCCUCUACCUCGCAUCGCAAUAUUAUUUUAUGUAUCAACAGUCGAAGAAUCCAGGUGACCUUAAUCGGGUCCCCUGUAGUAUAAGGGAAAUGCUCUACUGGCUAAUGGCUCUGCCAUAUAGUGAGUGUUUCCAGCUAGCACCUGCAACUAUUAAACAGGGUAUUAAAAAGCAUGGUGAAAUUGUAAUCAUCGGUAUGGUUGUCACCUUAAACCUUACUGAUCCUUUCGAUUGUUAUCUAUUAACCACUUGCCAUUACGCCGGUUUCAUCCUAAUGACUAUACAAGGUAAAUUGUGUAGUCCCCCAAAGACACCUACAACGACAGAUGAGACAACCAAACCAAAUCCACCUAAUAUUCACAGCAUAUAUGAUAAUUCCCACUUCAAAUUCCACUACCCACACACCGUCACCGAUUGGUUCAAUAAGCUUUGGGAUGUGGUAUAUCACUUAAUUACACAGUUUUAUUUCCUUAAAGAGCAAUGUAGAACAUGUUUCGGCGCCGGUUGUGGUUGGCAGUGGUGUCAAUAUGGUGAUGGUAUCAACUCACAUAUGACGAAGGAGGUGGAAUCUUGGAUUUGCACUGUUACCCCAGGUGAAACACAUAGUUCAGGUAGUGGUGGCAAUCACACCUCUGGUUGCACAGAAUCCCAACAACACAUCGCAGCUUGCGGCAAAGACAACAACCCCUCCCCCCUCCAAGCUUUCCUAUGCGAUCUCCUAAUACCUUUUAAAUGUCCAAAAUUUGUUGAAAACAAAAAAUAUCCACCUUACACCGAGCAUAUUUCCCAUCGCAAUUUCAAUCAAUAUUGCCCAGUACCAAUGGGAUUCAACAAAGACUAUCUUCCUUCGUCUCCUCGCACUGGUCACUAUAUCUAUGAGAUACUAAAUUACUUCACCCAAAACAAAAAUCACCAUAUAAGUCUCUACAACAUAUUCAUAUGUCUAAUAUGCACCGGGUUACGCACUCCCCGUACAGUCGGCGAUCUUUUUGGGUUUUUCUUGUAUCUUGGUGAGAAAAUGAAUAAUGGUGGUUCCCCUAAGGUCGCUGAUGCCAUCGAUACCGAAUCUAAGAAAAUACCAUGGAGCAAUCAAUCAACUCCUAUGACUACCGCUGCCCAUGACCUAGCUGGUAAAACCCAUAUAGAUGACCCUUCUCACCACCCCGCCGAUGCCGACCUCUACACCCUACAUGACAGUGAAUGUGCCAUGAGCGUAACCUGUGGCAAGUACCUUGACCCCCUGUCAUUCGUUAUCUAUUGCAACGUCUCCGUAGCUUUCGCGGAAACUUAUUUGUCCCGUAUAAUUUAUCUCACACACGCUCUGAAAGAAGGUCUUAAAGUAUUACUUACAGAGUUCAACAACCUCACGUGCGAACAUUGUCAAAGUUGUGACUGCAAAGGAAAACAUACGAAUAACCAACACACAACGUCAUGCCUCUGUACUACCAUCGUCCAAUGCGCUGACGUCCUACCCCUUUUCUUCAAAUUCGGCUUCACGUACUAUUACGCAGCUGCAUUAAAUGGUACUGAGGAAUUUGACAGUUCAAAAAAACGCCAAUGCAAAGACUUCGCCAAGCAACUACAAAAUGUCAUCAUCAACGGUGGCCUCUUCAAAAAACUUCUGGAAGAAAUCAACAAAUUCCUCCUUUGCAUCCGCAAACCCUUCCUCCUAUACCUCCUCACAUUCUGGCUUGUGGCCAUUCUGUACUUCAGCUACGGACUAACAAUACCUCUGGACCUGUUCCAUAUCCGUUCACAUUGGAGACGUGCAUUGUCCCAUCAAAUAUCCGUGUUGGCGUUAUUAUCGAAGAAGGCGAUGUCACCAACAAAGGUUGGAUAUUUCACACCGUAA
Molecule: messenger RNA, 2646 nt
Organism: Babesia sp. Xinjiang
Lineage: Eukaryota; Apicomplexa; Aconoidasida; Piroplasmida; Babesiidae
Exons: 1
Coding region: 1-2646 (881 amino acids)
Source: RefSeq, a predicted model, not a curated record